CCCUUCUUCCCCACGAAAUCGUCGCCACCUGCGCCAGAAAAGGCGGACGGCGCUCCCUUCCGACCCGCAGCGUUCGCCGCCAGCGAUGGCGCCGAAGAUCCGCCUCCCCGCGGCGGCCCUGUCCAACCGCUGGGAGGAGCCCCAUCAAGAUGACUGCUGCGACACUGCCUGCCGCGCAUCUACCUUUUCUUUGACCGCCGCUCAUAGCACUGGAGGUUUGCUCGCGAUCUCGAUGAUCUCCGCCAUCUUACAGGAGCAAUCUCAGAGUGACGCAGAUCCGAACAGGAGAUCUCUGGGGCUCUUGGCCCAGCCGUUGGCAGCAUUUGCGGUGCUACCUUGCUUGGGCACCUUGCUGGUGAAGGCUCCUGAUGUGGUGAAAGCCCUGCGGCUUCUUUGCAGCAGCGCCUUUGUCCUGUGCCUUCUGGUGGAUUUGAUGCUCCCAAGCCUCUUCAUGACCACCCACAAGGUGUCCGACGCGCUGCCGGUCCUGUCGAUGCUUCUGGGUUUCUGUGAAGGCGGCGUCAAGUUGGCCUUGCUGAGCGUCUGUGAGAAUCAGGCGGUGAAGUGCAACGAGGCCACCCGUUUGGCCGAAGGCUUUGCCGCUCCUUGGACGCUGAAACAGCUGGCGGGGCGGAGCGCCCAUCGGAGCGCCCUGAAAGAGGAUGAACAUGGGGAGGUGGCCUACCUACUGAACCUGUGGGGCAAAUCCUUGGGCGUGGCAAUGGCCUUGGCCCCAUGGGGCAAAAACGGCUACUUCACGAACUUCACCAGUGAGAAGUGUGUGGCCGGCAGCACGUGCAUGAGAAUGCAGAUUUGUGGUCUCCUGUGCAUCCCCUUCCAGCUGAUUGCGCUGGUCUUGGCAUUGCGCCUGCCGGGCGACCGGAAGCGCUGGCGGAACUCGCCGAGUGCGAAGGUCCAAGAGGAGGCCGAAGAGAGAAAUGCCGAAAAUGAGUUGGAUGAACUCUUUCAGGACCCUGGUACCAACUUGGCGCUGGUCUCCAGUCUGCUGUGUGGCAUCGCAUUGCUUUGUGCCAGAGAGCGAGCAAAGGUCUUCAGUACACCACUAGGCCGCUCUGAAGCGUGGAAUGGCCGUUUGCUUUCCUCGCUUUUGGCAGCUGCUAUGGUGCCGCGUCUCUUGCGCAGCCUCGGGGCUUUUGGAGCAUGGCUGGUCGCCGCCGUGUUGACUGCUGCCAUGUUGCUGGUCUCGCCCAUGGUCGCAGGUCUGUGGGGCGAAGUCUGGGCCGCGCUGGCCACGGGCGUUUUGCCCUUGUUCUUCUUUGCUUUGCCCCUGGUGGUGCUGCUGCGCCGGGCGCGUGCCCGGAACCGGGUUCCGACCCUGGCCCUGGCAUUGGGGCUGGCGACGCAGAAAGGGGCGCUUGUGCUGUGGAAUCUCAUAGAAUCCUUUGUGGUGGGCCUAGAGCCUUGGCUGGGCGCACUCUGUGGCAUUUGGGCGGCCGUGCUGUGCAGCCGGGCGUUGGUCUGUGACCGUGACGGCCAACUUCCGAUGGGCUCCUCUACCCCAGCCACGGUGUAGUCCGAUGGGCGAGUCGCGCUCGCUCUCGCGCUCGCGCUCAGUUCAGUGCUGAUAGACCGGGGUUCGCCAGGCAUCAGACCAAGCAGUGGAUGGGGU
Messenger RNA from Durusdinium trenchii, 1630 nucleotides. NCBI's taxonomy places the organism in Eukaryota, Dinophyceae, Suessiales, Symbiodiniaceae. The record is from the annotation of a GenBank genome assembly.